Molecule: messenger RNA, 1603 nt
Organism: Aegilops tauschii subsp. strangulata
Lineage: Eukaryota; Viridiplantae; Streptophyta; Magnoliopsida; Poales; Poaceae
Product: WAT1-related protein At1g68170-like
Cellular component (GO): membrane
Molecular function (GO): transmembrane transporter activity
Source: RefSeq, a predicted model, not a curated record
UGCAUGCUAGUAGUUCCUGAGCUCGAUACAUAUCGUCCACGUAAUAAGGUGCAAGGAGCAUGGGGAUCGGUGUCGGAGGCGGCGCGUUGGAGGCCGCGAGGCCGGCGGCGGCCAUGGUGGUGGUGGAGUUCAUCUUCUCGGCCCUGCAGAUCUUCAUCAAGCUCGCGCUGGACGACGGCAUGGACGUCCGCGUCCUCGUCGCCUACAGGCUCAUGUUCGGCGCCGCCUUCCUCUGCCCCCUCGCCUUCCUCAUCGAGAGGAAGAAACGGCCACCACUAACCGUCAAGGUCGUCACAGGGUUAUUCUUGUGUGGACUUUUCGGAAUCACCAUUAACCAGAACCUGCUGGUGCUUGCCAUCAAGCUCACGAAUUCCACGACCAUCGUCACAGCUCUCAGCAACCUCACCCCUCAAUCCACCUUCAUCGUCGCAAUCUUGACAAGGAUGGAGACUCUGAAGCUCAGAAAGCCCAGCGGCCAAGCGAAGCUGGGGGGAACCCUGGUCGGGCUGGGCGGCGCGAUGCUGCUCACGUUCUACAAGGGCCCGGAGAUGCUGUUCCUCCGGCGCAUGGCGCACACCGGGCUCAGCCACGCCACCGGCGACCGCCAGCUCCGGCCGCAGCCGGCCGCGGGCCCUCGGAUCCUCGGCUCCUUCCUCGCCAUCACCAGCUGCUUCAGCUACGCGAUCUGGCUCACCAUCCAGGCCAAGGUCGGCCAGGUCUACCCGUGCCACUACUCGAUCGCCGCGCUGGUGUGCCUCUUCGGCGCGGUCCAGUCCACGCUGCUCGCGCUCUGCAUCCACAGGGACCCCGAGCAGUGGAGGCUCGGGCUCAACAUCAGGCUCUACUCGUCGGCGUACGCGGGUAUCGUGGCGUCCGGGUCCGCCUUCCCGCUCAUGUCGUGGUGCCUGCGGAAGAAAGGGCCCCUCUACGUCGCCAUGUUCGGACCUCUCAUCGUCGUCUUCGUCGCGGUCAUGAGCUGCGUCGUCCUUGACGAGGCCCUGCACAUCGGAAUCGUGCUUGGUGCCGUGCUGAUCGUGGCGGGGCUGUACAUGGUGCUGUGGGGCAAGGCCAGAGAGGAAGAUGAACAAGAAGCCGAUGCGCCGAAACUUGUUGGUCAAGACGACGAGCUGGGCAAGGGGCCCCUUCCACAGACUAACAGUGAAGCAUAAUCAGAGGAAAAUAACAUCAUGCGUACACUUUGCCAGUCAAGAUUUUCUUUCUUUCAAAAUGGAGGCAAUAGUUUUGCCUCGUCCACUAAUUAAAAAGAGAGUUGCUCAGUUAAUUAAUAAAAAAACAGGCGAAAACCUUCAUAAAUUUAUCCACUCAAGCGAACUACUCCCGGACAAUGAAUUACAGGAUCAUCCAACAAACACAUCCAAUAUAGAAUCAUCCAUACACUUAGGUCACAACGUCACAAAUGAAACCCCAACGCCCCACUACAACUUUAGAAGAAUCUAACGACAAGGACAACAGCCGCAUCUCAGCUCAUGAUUGCAGUGUAAAGACAACUGUAUCAUGGAAGCACCUGUGUUUUCCCAUUAUCGUCACCCUUUUUGCCAUUGCACUUGCUAAAUUUCUUCUUGGGAUUUUAGAUUUAGGGCGA